Tupaia belangeri chinensis (Chinese tree shrew) is the source of this 1057-nucleotide messenger RNA. Its product is annotated as sushi domain-containing protein 4. The record is from RefSeq and is a predicted model, not a curated record. The transcript is spliced from 7 exons. Bases 125 to 1057 code for a protein of 310 amino acids. Gene Ontology annotation, biological process: negative regulation of complement activation, classical pathway; negative regulation of complement activation, alternative pathway. Lineage: Eukaryota; Metazoa; Chordata; Mammalia; Scandentia; Tupaiidae.
CGGCAGCAGAGGUCGCGCACAGAUGCGGGUUAGGCUGGCGGGGGGAGGAGGCGGAGGAGGGAAGGAAGCUGCAUGCAUGAGCCCCACAGACUCUGGCAAGCUGGAUGCCCUCUGUGGAUGAAAGAUGUAUCAUGGAAUGAACCCGAGCAAUGGAGAUGGAUUUCUAGAGCAGCAGCAGCAGCAGCCUCAGUCCCCCCAGAGACUCUUGGCCGUGAUCCUGUGGUUUCAGCUGGCGCUGUGCUUCGGCCCUGCCCAGCUACCCGGCGGUUUCGAUGACCUUCACGUGUGUGCUGACCCAGGAGUCCCUGAGAAUGGCUUCAGGACCCCCAGUGGAGGGGUUUUCUUUGAAAGCUCUGUAGCCCGAUUUCACUGCCAAGACGGAUUCAAGCUGAAAGGCUCUACAAAGAGACUGUGUAUGAAACAUCUUAAUGGAACCCUAGGCUGGAUCCCAAGUGAUAAACCCGUCUGUGUGCAAGAAGAUUGCCGUAUCCCUCAAAUUGAAGAUGCCGAGAUUCACAACAAGACAUACAGGCAUGGGGAUAAGUUAAUCAUCGCCUGUCAUGAAGGAUUCAAGAUCCGUUACCCCAACCUGUACAACAUGGUUUCAUUAUGUCGUGAUGAUGGGACGUGGGAUAAUCUCCCCAUCUGUCAAGGCUGCCUGAGACCCCUAGCCUCUUCUAAUGGCUAUGUGAACAUCUCCGAGUUCCAGACCUCCUUCCCAGUGGGGACUGUGAUCUCCUACCGCUGCUUCCCUGGAUUUAAACUCGAGGGGUCCGAGUAUCUCGAGUGCUUACACAACCUUAUCUGGUCGUCCAGCCCACCCCGGUGCCUUGCUUUGGAAGUUUGUCCACUACCUCCCAUGGUGAGUCACGGAGAUUUCAUCUGCCACCCGCGGCCUUGUGAGCGCUACAACCACGGGACCGUGGUGGAGUUUUACUGCGAUCCUGGCUACAGCCUCACCAGUGACUACAAGUACAUCACCUGCCAGUACGGAGAGUGGUUUCCUUCCUAUCAAGUCUACUGCAUCAAAUCAGGACACACAUCAGAAUACAAAUGA